Molecule: messenger RNA, 1953 nt
Organism: Symbiodinium necroappetens
Lineage: Eukaryota; Dinophyceae; Suessiales; Symbiodiniaceae
Source: the annotation of a GenBank genome assembly
AUGCAGAACCGCGCCACGCUCGCUCUGAUCGCGUUCGGCCUGACGCCGUCGCUUUGCGCUCACGCCGCGACGAUCACCGUCGACGACGACGGCCCCGCCGACUUCUCGAGCAUCCAGGCGGCGAUCAACGCCUCGGCGGACGGGGACGAGAUCAUCGUGAUGCCCGGGACGUACUUCGAGCACCUGACGAUGCUCGGCAAGGCGAUCACGCUUCGCGGCUCUGACCCGAGCAGCGCGAACACGGUGGCGAUGACCAUGAUCGACGGCCAGCAGGCCGGCGUCGUCAUCCGGUGCGAGAACGGCGAGGGGCCGGGCACGGUGAUCGAGGGGCUCAACAUCCGCAACGGCGAAUUCGCCACGGGCGGCGGCUUCCGGAUUGUUGGCGCGAGCCCGACCAUCCGGGACUGCCAGAUCGAGGAGAACCGCUCGCCGCGCGGUGGCGGGGCGUACCUGUUCGACGGCUCGGACACCACGUUCGAGCGGUGCGUGUUCAGGAACAACCUCGGGCGCCAGCCCGAUACGUUCGGCCCGGAGGGGGGCGGGGUGUACAUGGAGCAGGAGUGCUCGCCGACGUUCACCGAGUGCGACUUCGAUAUGAAUCGCUCGAGCAACGGCGACGCGGUCGGGAUCGGCGGCGCGGUCGCCGCGGUGGACACCUGCACGCCGUCGUUUGUCGAUUGCAACUUCUUUGCGAACGAGGCACGCAGCACCGCCGGCGCCAUCUACCUGUCCAACGGCGGCGGGCUCACGGCGACCCGGUGCGUCUUCUUCGACAACGAGGGCAACACGAACGGUGGCGCGAUCUACCUCGAAGCGACUGAGGAGGUCUCGAUGAUCGAAGGCUGCGAGUUCCUGGAUAGCAUCGGCCCGGCGCUCGGGCUCCGGGACGCCUUCGCCGAGGUCCGAUCGUCACGUUUCGAGGGCAACCGAACCCCGUUUAGCGGGGCUGCGAUCAACGCCUUCGGCGCCGCGAUCCACGGGGUGACCGUCACCGAUACGGUGUUCAUCUCCAACCUCUCGGGGCUGAGCGGCGGAGCGAUUCGAUAUAGCGGGACCGGCACAUGCACGCUCGAGAACUGCACGCUUCGGAACAACGACACCGAUGGUUUCGGCGGUGCCGUGACGAUCCUUGAAGGCACGCUCAAGGUGACGAACUGCGUGUUCGAGAACAACUCCGCGGCGGACCCCGGCGGCGGCGCGAUCUACGUCGACGACGCGACAGCACAGAUCCUCUCGAGCGUCUUCGACGGGAACACCGCCCAGCGGCCGAACGGAGUCCCGAUCUUCGCCAGGGGCGGCGCGGUGUGCAAUAACGCUGGCGAGGUCGAAAUCGUCAACGGCCUGCUCAUCCGCAACCUGGGCGACAGCGGCAGCGCGGUGCACACGACCAGCGCCGAGGAUACGACGCUCAUCAAUUGCACCGUCGCGGACAGCGUCGAUCCGAAUUUCUUCAUGGUGCCCGCGAUGGUCCGUCUCGGCGUCGGCGCGCUGCGCCUGCGGAACACGAUCCUCUGGAACCCGGCGCUCGACGUCGAGAUCGAGGGCGUCGGGGAUGUGGAGUUCAGCCUCGUCCGCAACGGCGCCCCCGGGAUGGGCAACAUCUCGGGCGACCCGCUCUUCGUCUCCCCGGCGCUGGGCGACUACAGCCUCGCGUCGAGCUCGCCCGCGAUCGACGCCGGCGACGCGAGCGUCGUGCCCGGCGACGUCCUGACCGACAUCGAGGGCGAGGACCGCAUCGUCAACGGCCAGGUCGACAUGGGCGCCUUCGAGAACCAGGGCAGCGUCGUCUGCCUCGGCGACUGCGACAACUCCGGCUCGGUCGACUUCAACGACCUCGUCGCCAUGCUCUUCGAGUUCGGCAACGGCGGCGUCGAGUGCGACGCGGACGGGAGCGGGAGCGUGGAUUUCAACGACCUGGUCGCGGCGCUGUUCCUGUUCGGGGCGUGCCCCUGA